CUUCAGGCAAUCUGAUCCAUCAUAGCCUACCUAGCUUAACAGGCAACCAUGCCUAAAAAGGUCAAUAUCGACACAUAAAAUCCAUAUAUGCUUAUCAAACUUCAAGACCACAUGAGUCAGAAACGGAGAUAUUAGCUCUAAAUCCCGCCUCAGCCUUAAAUGUCAAAGCAAAGGCGCGUCGAGCUACCCCAGAAUUUAUACAACUUUCAUUGCUUCAUACACAACAAAACAAUGAUAAUAUACUACCUAGGUAUUCGAUUCAUUAUAUUUAUUUGAUAUUCUUACUAUGAUAUGUAUCUAUUUUGAGACGGAAUAAAAUCAUUUAAGUUAGUUGCGAUCAAUGACCCUCAAUUAUAGGUAAUUAUAGUUGAUCAACGCCUUCCUCACAUGUGGACUUCGAUAAAUCAACUCAUCUAUUGUAUAUCCUCUGAUCGCGUAUACCCUCUAAUUUCUAGAAAUCUUCCGAAACCAGUACCCCAUCUCGGUAAAUUGAAUGAGAAAGCAAGUCGCACAACCACAUACUACGCAGCACAGAGGUGUAAACUUUCGUUUGGCAACCAAUCCCUAGGACCUUUAUACACCCUUCCACAAAGACGCCAAUCUCAUAACCCUAGGCGCGCUCCAUCACAGGCCUGCUACGUAAGAAAUAUGGCGACACGCAGAUCUACGCGAUUGAGCGCAGCGUCAACGACUUCCAAGUCCACAAUAGCACCCCCUCCACCUACCCCAGUACCAAGAGGACGAAAGAGGAAAGCUGGGUCGGACGAGUCACAGCAGGAGGGACCGAAUGGGGCUCAGGAAGGGCACAAGGAGAUCAAAGAGGCGCCGGCGGCAGCACCUACAACUCCCAAGAAGCGCCGUACCCGGAAGCCUGUUGAUCCUCCGCCCUCAACACCUACACCUAGCAACGCGCAGCUCAUUGGCGAACCUGCCAGGACUCUUGAGACCCCCAAACCGAAGCCAGCGGCAGUUAGGCGGCUAGCGGACCCGAACGCUACCAACGCAACACUUCUCUCACCAGAGACAUCACGAGUUAUAACUAGAGCUGUUUCACCAUCUAAAGCGGAUGCCAGUAAGGUAACGACAACUAAUCUUCUCGAAGAAGCAUGUAAUCAUCUCAUUGGUGUCGAUGAGCGAAUGAGGCCGCUAAUCGAAAAGCAUCAUUGUCGAAUUUUUUCCGCAGAGGGAUUGAGCGAAAAGAUUGACCCCUUCGAAUCACUCUGUAGUGGUAUCAUCUCCCAGCAGGUUUCGGGAGCAGCUGCCAAGGCAAUCAAGCAACGGUUUAUUGCUCUGUUCGACGACGGUGGUAAAUUCCCUCACCCGUCCCAGGUAGCUGGGUGCAGCAUCGAGCAGCUCCGGACAGCAGGGCUCUCUCAACGAAAGGCCGAGUAUGUGCAAGGUCUCGCGGAGAAGUUUACUAGUGGCGAAUUAAGCGCACAAAUCCUAGCAGACGCUUCCUAUGAUGUUGUUCUGGGGAAGUUGAUUGCAGUGAGGGGAUUAGGUCGUUGGUCUGUCGAGAUGUUCGCAUGCUUCGGUCUAAAGAGAAUAGACGUUUUCUCUCUUGGAGACCUAGGUGUGCAGAGAGGAAUGGCUGCAUUCGUGGGACGAGAUAUUGCAAAAUUGAAGAAUAAGGGCGGCAAAUGGAAGUACAUGUCAGAAAGUGAGAUGAAAGAAAUCUCCGACAAAUUCGCUCCAUAUAGGAGUCUCUUCAUGUGGUACAUGUGGAGGGUCGAGGAGACCGAUAUAAGUACACUGGAAUAGAUUCAGCGUUGCGGCUUAACUCUGAAACUAUACAAACCAUCACAAGCUACAUCGUAUUGAUAGACUAAGAACUGAUCCGGGUUCUCGCGUUAUUCACUGUGUGCUCGUCUUGGAUUAAAGAUUGUUCUCGGCUCAACAACUCGGUAGAAGACAUUCAGCUCAUUCAUUGCAUACUCUAAACCCACCUACCUAGGAAGGUACAGACAGACACCAAUGGAGUCCGACGAUGUAACUGGUUGCUUUCAUUGACGAUAAGUACACACUAACUACAGGAUUGCAAUAAAGCGGGUUUAAAGUAGUUGAAGUUAC
This is a messenger RNA of Hypoxylon trugodes, 2070 nucleotides long. RefSeq names its product DNA glycosylase. The transcript is spliced from 2 exons. The record is from RefSeq and is a predicted model, not a curated record. Gene Ontology annotation, biological process: DNA alkylation repair; base-excision repair, AP site formation; base-excision repair. NCBI's taxonomy places the organism in Eukaryota, Fungi, Ascomycota, Sordariomycetes, Xylariales, Hypoxylaceae. Gene Ontology annotation, molecular function: DNA-7-methylguanine glycosylase activity; DNA-3-methyladenine glycosylase activity; alkylated DNA binding. Bases 388 to 1761 code for a protein of 457 amino acids. Gene Ontology annotation, cellular component: protein-DNA complex; nucleus.